Molecule: messenger RNA, 504 nt
Organism: Musca domestica (house fly)
Lineage: Eukaryota; Metazoa; Arthropoda; Insecta; Diptera; Muscidae
Gene: mex1
Product: protein midgut expression 1
Exons: 2
Coding region: 143-397 (84 amino acids)
Source: RefSeq, a predicted model, not a curated record
AGCGUUAACCAACUUUUAUCAGUAUUUCAAUACCGAUAAUGGGGAUUAAAAGGCCACAAGUGUAUUGACAGUCAGUUAUAACUGAAUUGAAGACUGGCAAAGAAGUAACUCACGAAAAAAUAAUCAAUCAGAAAAUUUUAAAAUGUGCAAAGCUUGUUGGGAGGUAAUCAAAUGUCCUGGAAAGGUUCUAUGCUGCUGUUGCGAAUGUGCAUGUAAUAUGUUAAUGGGUUUCAUUUGUUCCGGUAUAGUUCUGCUGAUUGUCAUUGGAUUAAUUGUUUACUUCACCGUCUUCUACCAUAAGGAUAACGGCAGUUCCGACCAGGCCAAACAAAUGACUGAGAAACUAAUCGAACAAGCUCCUCAGAACUUCAGAGAUUUCUUCAAGCCAAUAAAUUAGUAGUCUUUCCGGAAAAAAGAACAAAACAUUUGUGUUUUUAAAAUGUACACACAAUUCGACAAAUAUACAAACAAAACAGUAUGUUUUGCCUGCAAUCAUGCUCCAUA